Molecule: messenger RNA, 900 nt
Organism: Penicillium riverlandense
Lineage: Eukaryota; Fungi; Ascomycota; Eurotiomycetes; Eurotiales; Aspergillaceae
Product: class I SAM-dependent methyltransferase
Exons: 3
Coding region: 1-900 (299 amino acids)
Source: RefSeq, a predicted model, not a curated record
AUGUCAUCCGACGCUCCCCCGCCGCUCGGAGAGCGUAUCUCUGGACUGUUCGAGCCAGCCCAGCUAAUGACCUGGGCCAUGUCCCACUACUUCCGCGUCUGCGCCGAAGCAGUCUUCCAGAAAGGACAGGUCCUCGCGCCUCUCUUCCAAACUGGCCGACUCCGCGAUGAAGCUUUUGGGCGCUUUUGGGUUGAGUUCAGCUCAAUGCCGCCACGCAUAGCCGCCAUAGCGCCCAACAACGAGGACGAGGCCAACAACGCACCCGUAGGCUCCUCAGCUCUAAUCCCACCACUGCUCAAAACCUCCUCGGGCGUGGUACUAGACAUCGGUCCCGGCACCGGCACGCAGAUGCCCCUGCUGCGCUCACCAGCCAUCAAAGCCAUCUAUGGCGCAGAGCCCUGCGCCGGGCUACACGCCGAGCUGCGCAAGAAAGCCGCGUCUGAGGGUCUAGCCGAUAAAUACACCAUCCUCCCCUGCGGCGUCGCCGCCAAGGAACUUAUUCCUGCAUUGGAGGAUGUUGGCGUCGACGUUAAUUCAGAAGGAGUCUUUGACACGAUCCUCUGCGUGCGAGUCCUUUGCUCCGUUCCCGGAAUGGAACGCACCGUGCGCGAGCUAUAUAGUCUUCUCAAACCUGGCGGUCGACUCCUGAUCACGGAGCAUGUGGUAAAUCCUUGGCGCACGGCGAAGGGGUCGCUUGCUGGGCGUCUCGCGCAGGCGGUCUAUCAGUGUCUGGGGUGGAGUUGGUAUAUCGGGGAUUGUCAUUUAGAUCGCGAUACGGAGAAGGCGUUGCGUGUCGCGGCGGAGGGGGAUGGUGGGUGGGAGAGUGUGCAGCUGGAUAGGUCCUUUGAGUGGUCUGCUAUGCCGUAUAUUUCGGGCACUUUGGUUAAGAAGAGAGGGUAG